Molecule: messenger RNA, 1442 nt
Organism: Juglans regia (Persian walnut)
Lineage: Eukaryota; Viridiplantae; Streptophyta; Magnoliopsida; Fagales; Juglandaceae
Product: thermospermine synthase ACAULIS5-like
Exons: 10
Coding region: 88-1149 (353 amino acids)
Biological process (GO): polyamine biosynthetic process
Molecular function (GO): thermospermine synthase activity
Source: RefSeq, a predicted model, not a curated record
ACUCUUCCUUCCUUCCUUCCUCAUUUCCUUCUUUCUUUCUUCUUCUUCUUUGUAUCUUUUCCUGUUUCUACUUUGGGUUUUUAAAAGAUGGGUGAGGCUGUGGAGUUCUUCCAUACCAAUGGGUUCACAAAGAAUUGUGUUAAUCAAACACUGAUCAAUGAUAUUCAUAAUAACGACUGCUGGUAUGAAGAAUUGAUUGACGUUGAUCUCAAAUGGUCCUUUGCUUUGAAUAGGAUAUUGUACAAAGGAACGAGCGAGUACCAGGACAUAGCUCUACUUGACACCAAGCGUUUUGGGAAGGUUUUGGUGAUUGAUGGGAAGAUGCAGAGUGCAGAGGUGGAUGAGUUUAUUUAUCAUGAAUGCUUGAUUCAUCCUGCUCUUUUAUGUCACCCUAAUCCCAAGACCAUAUUUAUAAUGGGUGGGGGCGAGGGGUCCGCUGCAAGGGAAGCACUCAAGCACAAAUCAACGGAGAAAGUGGUUAUGUGUGAUAUCGACCAGGAGGUAGUAGAUUUCUGUCGUAGAUAUUUGACUGUAAAUGGGGAUACCUUUCGCCACAAGAAGCUUGAUCUUGUCAUUAAUGAUGCGAAGGCUGAAUUAGAGGAGAGCAACGAGAAAUUCGAUGUCAUAGUUGGAGAUUUGGCGGAUCCAGUUGAAGGAGGGCCUUGCUAUCAGCUCUAUACAAAAUCAUUCUACGAGAAAAUUCUCAAACCCAAGCUCAAUGGCAAUGGUAUCUUUGUGACCCAGGCUGGACCAGCAGGCAUUUUCACCCACAAGGAGGUCUUCACCUCUAUAUACAAUACCAUCAAGCAGGUCUUCAAGUAUGUUAUGGCAUACACAGCUCACGUGCCAUCUUUUGCAGAUACAUGGGGAUGGGUAAUGGCCUCAGAUCAACCAUUCUCUGUUAAUGCUACCGAUUUUGAUAGAAGGAUCGACGCAAGAAUUGAUGGCGAAUUACUCUAUUUGAAUGGUGCUUCCUUCUUCUCCUCUACCACCAUGAAUAAGACUCUUGCUUCAUCGUUGUUGAAUGAAACUCAUAUCUACACUGAAGAAAGUGCAAGAUUCAUUCAUGGGCAUGGGCUCGCUUACCGCCAUUAUUGUCAGAAGCAAGAGAGUGGAGGGAAUCAUUAUGAUGAAGAGGAAAGCGAUUGAAAAAAUAUUGCAGUAGAUAUCAGCUCCAUUUGGCUAUUUUACAGAAGUCAAAGUGAAAAGUUAGGAUAGAAUGUUUGAUCUGAUAUGAAUGAAUAUUAGGCAUUCUGUUACAAUCCUAACCCAGCUUAUUGAUUUAAGUUUUAUUUCAUCUAGGAGUCAGUUGGUUAGAUAUAGUUAAAUAUUGGGUUUUAUUAAAAUUCAAAUGUUGGUUACAUGUUAGGAUUUUGAGUUAGUAUUGGAAUAUGAAUAGGAAUUUCAAAUUUAUUGGAACUAUAGUUGGUCUAUUAAUAUAA